CGCGUGUGGGAGGCCGCGCCAUGUUUCAAGGGCAGCGGGGAUGGUUCUGCAGCAGCGUCUGCGGGGACCUGAGGCAGUUCUGGGUGGCCGAAGGGGGCACGAUCAGUGACUCGAGGGCGGCCGACUUCUUGUUCAGCUGCGAUGCUUCCCACCCAGACACGCUGAGAAAUAAGAAGAAAAAUUGGUAUAUUUAUUUGGGAACAAGACCAUUUUCUGAUAGAAAAGAACAGAAAAACAUUUUAUAAGGACUCCAGAAAAG
Molecule: messenger RNA, 259 nt
Organism: Hipposideros armiger (great roundleaf bat)
Lineage: Eukaryota; Metazoa; Chordata; Mammalia; Chiroptera; Hipposideridae
Gene: TERB2
Product: telomere repeat binding bouquet formation protein 2
Exons: 4
Coding region: 21-245 (74 amino acids)
Biological process (GO): homologous chromosome pairing at meiosis; meiotic attachment of telomere to nuclear envelope
Cellular component (GO): nuclear inner membrane
Source: RefSeq, a predicted model, not a curated record